Messenger RNA from Elaeis guineensis (African oil palm), 3545 nucleotides. RefSeq lists its product as uncharacterized. The record is from RefSeq and is a predicted model, not a curated record. NCBI's taxonomy places the organism in Eukaryota, Viridiplantae, Streptophyta, Magnoliopsida, Arecales, Arecaceae.
UAACCAAAAUGAAUUAAUUCCCAUCACGUCCGCCCGGACGGUGGGGUCGAAUUCCUCCAUCACAACUCCACCCUCUACCCUUCACUCUCUGCGGUUAGAGAAUAGAGCGAGACCACUGGCCCCUAUCGCGCCCCAGAAUCAGUUCCUUCACUGGAACUUCCCCUGAGAGAGCUUUGACGCCUCGCCGAAGACGGCAGGAUUCCGGCGUGACACGGCCGCGGAUGCGUGAUCCCAGUAGCCCGCGGUGGAGCAAGCAAGAUGGAAGCUUUCUUCACGAAGAGAAAUGCAUGAGGGCGGUGCCUCGGUCACAUCUCUCUUCUUCGUGGGUCACAUCUCUCUUCUUCGUGCCUGUGAUGAUGUCGUGCUUCAUAACGUUGGUGGGUGAUUCUUUUUAAGGCUGGUUGCUGAUGUUGUGACAGAGUGAAGACACCGAAAAUAAUAAUUUUUCGAUGGGUUCAUCUUCACUUCUUUCAAACUUGCCGAGAUGAACAAUAGAAGGGGGCAAAAUUUUCAGAACCCUUCACUGGGAUGUAUGGGAAGGAUGAUCAACAUAUUUGACUUGAGUACUGGCGUGGCAGGAACCAAGCUGCUCACUGACAAAGCACACAGAGAUGGUUCUCCAAUCAGUAAAAAUCAGUCUGAUGCGUUGAAGAAGCCUAGGGAUCCCAGCUUAGUUCCAGUAGAGGACAAACAAAUAACCCGUGAAUCAAGGAAGAGUGCCUCUAACAAGAACUCAGGUGGAACACCAAUGAAGAUGCUUAUACAUCGAGAGAUGUGGAAAGAAGCAGAGUUAAAGCAGAAGCCACCAAAUGUUGUUGCUAGACUCAUGGGGCUUGAUACCUUGCCAGUGCAUCAAUCAGUGUUAUCUGCUAAAAAAAGCUCCCAAGAUGGCUAUUCACACAGUUUAGCAGGAGCACUUAGGGGCUAUCAUCUGCAGGAAGAUGACUAUUUUCACAAACCAGUUCAGUGUGAAAUUCCUCAUGAAAAGCAUGAAUACAAAGAUGUAUAUGAAAUCUGGCAGAAACCAUCAAAGAUUAGUCAUAUUAAGGAUCAGCAUCCACAGAAUGGAAGGUAUGAUGAGAACUCAUAUGAAAAGAGAAUGACUCUUGUUCGCCAGAAGUUCAUUGAAGCAAAACGCUUAGCAACAGAUGAAAAGCUCCUUCAGUCCAAAGAGUUUCAAGAUGCACUUGAGGUUCUAAGUUCGAACAGAGAUUUAUUCCUCAAAUUUCUAGAAGAACCAAAUUCUCUGUUCUCAAAGCAUCUGCAUGAACACCAGGCCAUCUCUCCACCUUCUCAGACAAAGCACAUAACUGUUCUGAAACCAUCAAAAACUAAUGGGGCAAAGUUUGAGGAACAACAACUCUACUCCUCUGUUGAAGAAAGCAAAUGUCAUGUGAAUAAACAUGAUUGGUCCCCUCGUUUCUCUCAUGCAAAAGCUUAUAAUUUAUCUCAACCAACCAGGAUAGUAGUUUUAAAGCCUAGCCCAGGAAAGCUCCAUGACACAAAGACCACAAUGACAUCCCCAGCAUCUUCAGUAGAACAGCUUGGAAGUAGAGAUUCUUAUGGAGCUUUGGCAACUGAUGGAGUAGCAGGGUCAAGAGAAAUAGCCAAGGAAAUUACGCGUCAGAUGCGAGAAAGCCUGAGUAGUAACCGAAGGGAUGAAACCUUGUUGUCUUCGGUCUUAUCGAAUGGAUAUGUUGGAGAUGAGAGCUCAUUCAAUAGGUCAGAAAGUGAGUGUAUGGAGGAAGAGAGUGGUAACUUAAGUGAUUCUGAGACCGCCACUCCGACUUCACGACACUGUUGGGAUCACAUCAAUAAAAUUGGCAGUCCUUAUUCAAUAUCAUCUGUAAGUCGAAAAUCUUAUUCACCUGAGUCAUCAGUAAUCAGGGAGGCCAGAAAACGGCUCUCAGAGAGGUGGGCAUUGGUGGCAUCGAAUGCAAAUAGUCAACAACAAAAACAAACACGGAGAAGCUCAAGUACCUUGGGUGAGAUGCUUGCCAUUCCUGAGAUAAAGAAAGAAGAGGAGAAUAGUGGGGGACUUGCUGUUUCGAGCAGCAGGUCAUGUGAUGAUACGAGCCUUCAAUUACUGUCGCCAUGUUUAUCUACAGGUGGGGUAAAGGAAGGAUGUAGUGGGGGGUUCUCCCCUAAUAAUUUGUCAAGGUCAAGAUCUGUUCCAUCUUCUUCAGCUUAUGAAGCCCCUGAGUUGAAUGUGGAGGUUUCUGAUGCUUCAAUUAGCAAAGCCAUUGUUCAUGAGGACAUUGCUAAGCCAAAGAGUGGCAAGUCAUCUUUCAAAGGGAAAGUUUCAAGUUUGUUCUUCUCUAGAAAUAAGAAACAUGUUCAAGGGAAAUCUAUUCCAUCUUCAGCGGGUUGUGAUGAUAGGCUCCAACCUGGUUGCAUUAAGGUUGAUGGUAAAAUAAAUGAUUUAUUACAUUCUGUCAAUGACAAUCGACCUAAGCAAAGUGCAGUGGUUAGUUCGUGUAAAAAAAGUUCUGGUGAUGAUGGACCAAAUCGGGGCUUCUGUGCUAAGCAGGGUGCUUAUUCUCUUGAAAAAACAAUGACAUGCGCAAACUCCAGUGAGAACCAGGACCACCCCAGCCCUGUGUCAGUUCUACAAGCACCAUUUGUUGAUGAUGUCAACAAUAAUAUGUCCCAAGCUUCUCCAUGCCACAUCGCUGGAUGUCCACAAGCUCUCUCUAGGUCUCCACCAAUUGAGUCAAUUGCUCGUUCCUUAUCACGUGAUGGCUCCAGUUUAGGAAGAAUAUUGAUGAAUCCCCUAAAACCUUCCAGCCUUGUGCCCAAGGUAGAAGAAGAACAAGAACGAUUUGUGCUUGUCCAAAAGUUACUAUCAUCCGCUGGCUUGCAAAAUGAGAAGUCUUACAUGAUCUUCACAAGAUGGCAUUCACUGGAGAGCCCUUUGAAUCCAAUGUUACUGGAUAAAUAUUUGGACAGGAAGGAAGAAGAGGCUAAGUGCAGGGAGAGGCGAUCAAACCAGAGGCUCCUAUUCGAUUGUGUCAAUGCAGCAUUGCUGAGCGUUGGUCAAAGUGCCAUAUUGGCUUCAUAUCCAUGGGCUGGAGCAUGUUCUGGGGCUUGGAAGGAUGGUACAGCUGGUGCUUCGGUGACCGAGGAAGUAUGUGAGCUUGUGAGAAAUUGGUACUCUGGUGAAGAGAAGUCUCUGCCAAGUGAGCCUCGUAGCAUCAACCUUGUGGUAGAUAGAGUGGUGAAAAGAGAAAUAGCAGGAAGGGGAUGGGCAGAAUUUAUGUGGCUGGAAAUGUAUGAGUUCAGCAAGGAGAUUGGUGGUCUGGUGUUGGAGGAGUUGGUUGAGGAGGCAUUGUCAGAUUUUACUUGUGGGUGAUUGAAAUGAGGUGCUUUUCUCCUCUUUUUCCCUUUUUCUUUCCUAACAGCCCGUUCUAUUUUUUGUUAUCCAUGCGAUGAUACUGGUGGCUUCAUAUUCUGUAGUAUAUCUAUAUAAUUCCCAAGUUGUAUUGUAUGUGCAUUGUUUGCUAUUGGAUGUUUUCUCAUAAAUGAAGGGUAUAUGCUUCUUCAAC